Messenger RNA from Amphimedon queenslandica, 1922 nucleotides. RefSeq names its product mRNA-capping enzyme-like. The transcript is spliced from 15 exons. Gene Ontology annotation, biological process: dephosphorylation; 7-methylguanosine mRNA capping. The record is from RefSeq and is a predicted model, not a curated record. Bases 34 to 1845 code for a protein of 603 amino acids. Lineage: Eukaryota; Metazoa; Porifera; Demospongiae; Haplosclerida; Niphatidae. Gene Ontology annotation, molecular function: mRNA guanylyltransferase activity; mRNA 5'-triphosphate monophosphatase activity; ATP binding.
ACAUUCUGUCGAUCAAUCAUAUAGCAUCAGGCAAUGAGUGGACAAAGUUAUACAAGAAGAUCUACUUGGCCUCUAUUGGAUCCAAGCCAUAGCAUCAUAGAUGGCAUGAUGAUUAACCCCAGCCGCCGACGCAGCGUACACACCCAAUCUAUCCCUCGAAGCUGGCGUCACUGCCCAAAAGAAGGAUCACUGAUUGCUAACAAAUUUCUUCCAUUUAAAACACCGCUGAGCUCUCAGUAUGACAAGGAUUUGUCAGAAAAGGAGCGCUUCCCACCUUCAGUCCUCACCUCCUACAGGGAUACAUAUCGUAUAGGUUUGGUUAUUGAUCUAACAAAUACUAGCCGUUAUUAUGACAAGAGGGAACUACUUCAAUGUGGUAUCAGGCAUCAUAAAAUCACUUGUGAAGGACAUAAUGUAGCUCCUGAUGUAGAGAAAGUUAAAGAAUUUCAAAUGGUCUGUGGUGAAUUUUUUAAGGAUCAUCCAUAUGGUGUAGUUGGUGUUCAUUGUACUCAUGGCUUUAAUAGAACUGGUUUCCUGAUAGUCUCAUAUCUCAUUGAUGUUGAAUGCUGGGACUUAGAAGCUGCUGUUGCAACAUUCAGUGUGGCCAGACCACCUGGUAUAUAUAAAGAGCAUUAUUUACAUGAACUAGCCGGACGAUAUGCUGAUGGUGACAUUGGUAGUAUCAUCACUCCUCCAUUACCUGAUUGGUGUGAUGAUGUGGAAAGAGAGAAAGAAAAGAGUGCACAAUUUGCUGUACCUCUUCAUGGAGUGGAGUUAGUGCUUGGCCCAACAAGAGAAGAAGUACAGAUAGCAUGUCAGGAAGCAUUAGACUGGGAAGAGUCUGGGUUUCCUGGCAGUCAGCCGGUCAGUAUGGAUGUACAGAACAUUAGGUUUUUAAAUGAAAAACCAUAUCGUGUUAGCUGGAAAGCUGAUGGAACUAGAUAUAUGCUUUAUAUAAAGGGCAAAGGUCAAAUAUAUUUAAUAGAUCGGGACAAUUCAGUUUUUAAUUCACCAAAUAUUACAUUUUUAUCACGAAAAAGAGAGGGAGAGCACCUCAGAGACUGUGUGGCUGAUUCGGAGUUGGUCCUUGAUAAAGUGGACGGAGCUGUCCGACCUCGCUUGCUGAUAUAUGACAUUAUGAUGUUUGAAGGAAGUAAAGAUGUGGCAAGAUGUGACCAUCAGAGACGAAUGUUGUGCAUUGACAGAGAAUUGAUAAUGCCAAGAGAAGAAGCUGCAAAAAGAGGUAUUAUUGAUAAAAUCAGGGAGCCAUUUUCUGUCAGAGCAAAGCAGUUUUGGGAUGUCUCAGAAUCAAGAAUGAUCUUAGAGAAAUAUGCACCAACACUUACUCAUGAAAAUGAUGGUCUUAUUUAUAACCCAACAAAUGAACCAUAUAAACCUGGACAGUGUAAAGAUCUACUGAUAUGGAAGCCUCCAAAGGUCAACUUUCACUUAAAUAUAAUAACAGAGAAAAAAUUUGGUAUGUUGGAAGAGAAGAAAGCACAAUUGCUAGUUGGAUCAGAGAGAUGUGAAAAGAUUUUUAGUUAUUUGGAUCUUCAAGUGAAUAAAGAUGCCAAAAAGCACAGCAAGAAAAUCAUUGAGUGCUCCUUUGUUAAUAAUAAGUGGAAGUUUCUUAGAGUCAGAACAGAUAAAGGUUUUCCAGAUUCUAUUGAAACAGCAAAAAGUAUUUGCAUUGACUCAGUAAAUGAAGACAAGCUACUUGAGGUGUGUGAGAAGCAUCGCCGGGGGAUUGAUAAAGGAAGAGCCAACAAACAUGCACUGGAAGAACCUAAUGGAAGCAUGUUACCACCAAGCAAAGCACGAAGACAUGCUUCGACGUCCACUUGAACUUUUUCAUUUAAAAAACGUUACAUUGUUAUGAAUACUACAGAAUAGAAAAUACUGAUAAGCCUAACUUACAAAAA